Molecule: messenger RNA, 837 nt
Organism: Talaromyces proteolyticus
Lineage: Eukaryota; Fungi; Ascomycota; Eurotiomycetes; Eurotiales; Trichocomaceae
Exons: 7
Coding region: 1-837 (278 amino acids)
Source: RefSeq, a predicted model, not a curated record
AUGAGUAUUACUCCGCAACUCAAUUUCCCGCAGGGGAUGCUAGCUGGCCAAACUGCUAUAAUUACUGGCGCAGCUCAAGGUAUAGGCGCCGAGACCGCCGUGAUUCUAGCACGGGAGGGGUGUAAGAUAGUCAUCGCAGACUUAGAUGCCGAAAAGGCUAGAAAAACCGCUGAAACCAUCAAUUCAAGCGGAGGAUCUGCAAUUGUCGUUGCUGGAGACAUCACCAAUAACGAAUACCUUAUUCAUCUUGUCCAAAGGACUGUUGAGUUUGGCGAGGGGAAAAUUCAUAUAAUCAUUAAUAAUGCAGGAUACGCGUGGGAUAGCCCAAUUGAAAAUAUUCAGGACAAACAAUGGGAAACUAUCAUUUCCCUCCACAACACCGCACCAUUCAAACUCAUCAGGGCAGCAGCGCCAUAUUUCAUGCUUAAGGACAGUGAACCGAGAUCAAUUGUCAAUAUCUCAUCCACAUCUGGUAUAUAUGGUAACGCAGGACAGGCGAGCUAUGCGCUGGCCAAGGCGGGAUUGGUCGGACUUACUAAAACGCUGGCCCAUGAAUGGGGACCUGAAUAUGGUGUGAGAGUCAACACUGUGGCUUUUGGGGCGAUCAAAACCAGGCUCACACAGGCCCCUAAAGGGGAGUUUGUUGUAAGGCCAGAUGGUACAAAGCAUGCUGUGGGAUUCAAAGGUGGUUACGAUGAAGAGGAUAAAUGGGUAGGGGAUAUCCCCCUCCGACGAAUUGGAUCCCCGACAGACGCUGGACGGGCGAUACUGGCCGUGGUAUCGCCACUUUUCUCCUACGUGACUGGACAAGUCGCCGGCGGCAGGGGUGGGAUGUAG